Messenger RNA from Effrenium voratum, 1386 nucleotides. Lineage: Eukaryota; Dinophyceae; Suessiales; Symbiodiniaceae. The record is from the annotation of a GenBank genome assembly.
AUGUGCAAGUCUGAAAAAUACAUCCUUGAUUCAAGCUUUGAUCCUGACAAGUUCUUGGCAGACAUCACAGCAGCGAAGGCUGCUGUGGGCGAGGCCACAGAGGAGGAUGCCACGCACAUGCAGCGCAUUGUCUUCAUUUCUCAAGUUCUGCUUUACGGAGGUCAUGCGCUCCUGCUAGUGAGUGCAGCCAUGUCCUGGGGUGCUCUGACCGUGGCCACCUGCUUUGUAGGAGCGUGCAUGAUCAGCUUUGCGCGAUGCAUGAAGUGGGCAAUCAUUGGACACCACGUAUGCCAUGGAGGCUUUGACAAGCUCCAAAAAAGCCAUCCGAAUGUCCUGCCAUCGCACUACAAGCGAGGAGUUUUUGCGAUCGGCGCGCGGCGCUUCUUUGAUUGGCUGGACUGGAUGCUACCACAAGCCUGGGACGUGGAACACAACAAGGCUCAUCACUACUACCUUUCUGAAGAGAAGGACCCGGACCUGGUCGAGAGCAACUUUGAAAGUGUUCGAGUUGCUGCCUUGCCAAAAGCCCUGAAGUACAUGAAUAUGAUUGUGUGGCUCUUUAUUUGGAAGCUGGCGUAUUACUCUCCGAAUACCUUCAAGGAGUUGGUCCUAUCCAAGAAGGAGGGCUGGAUGGCACGCAACUGGCCCAAGGGAUGCAAGCCAACGGACCCUGUCAUCGUGUUGCACGCUCUGCGCAUGCCGGUCGAGGCACUGCUGACGGGCAGGGUGCAGGACUCUAUUUUUUGGCUGGUUUUCUUCGCACAGUGGUUUGGUGUGAUUCUGCCCAUGAUGGCUUCUGUGGCUCUUCCUGCAGCGUGGCCGCUCGUUCUGGCCUACGUUGGCCAUUGGCCCGGUGCAACUUCCCCCAGGGAGGCAGCAGUUCGACUGCUGGCGGCAUCAGUGGUUGCGGACAUGCUGUCCAAUGCGCAUUCUUUUAUCAUCAUCACCUGCAACCACUCUGGUGGAGAUCUUUACAGAUACUCAACGUCUUGCAAGGCCUUCUCUGCGGAAUUCUUCUUGCGCUGUGCAUAUUCUUCGGCCAACUUUGAAUGUGGCAAUGAUUUGGUUGACAUCACCUAUGGUUGGCUGAAUUACCAGGUAGAACAUCACAUGUACCCUGACUUGACACCGCUGCAGUACCGCAAGCUGCAGCCGCUUGUGAAGAGUAUUUGCGAGAAGCACGGCGUGCUGUAUGUGCAGCAAAAUGCCUUGAUCCGCACAUGGAGGAUGUUCGAAGUGGCGGUUGGAGAUGCGUCGAUGAAGCGCUGCACAGAGCACUGGUGCCGCCACAGGCAUACAACAAGAAGGAGGAAUGAGACGUUCCAGCAGUGGUGCAUGAGCGCCUACCAGUCUGAUUUGGCUAGGAGUCGGAUAUGGAACGACUAG